Molecule: messenger RNA, 1794 nt
Organism: Penicillium roqueforti
Lineage: Eukaryota; Fungi; Ascomycota; Eurotiomycetes; Eurotiales; Aspergillaceae
Product: Lectin C-type domain protein
Exons: 2
Coding region: 1-1794 (597 amino acids)
Source: RefSeq, a predicted model, not a curated record
AUGUCUGUCCAAUAUGACUCUUCAGAAACCUUGUUAAACGCUACCUGGGUGGCUGUUCAACUGAGCGAACGAGAUGUCGCUGGCCAGAUUCCACUUAACUAUGUGACGAACCCUGCUGUAGCAUUGUCGGCUGCCUGUUUCGGAAACGGCAUCUAUGAUCAACAAGAUGCUGCACAAUGUUUCUCCAACCUCCUCGCAAUCGGGUACCGACGUUUUGUUGUCGAUCUAUAUUGGUCGGUCAGCCGUAGAACUUGGUAUUUCUGUCCGGUGUCUAUUCCAGUCAGCCCUGGGGUGACUAUAUCCUCAGCCACCUCCACAACGAAGACAACCACAGCAACAGCUAGUGCGGACUCUGCGACUAUCACCGGUACCGACGAUUCAAAUGGAGACACACUCUAUGAGCUAGGCUCAUACAAGUGCACCGACAACCUCGAUCCCUAUACCUUGGCGGAAGUCCUUGUAGGUUAUUUCCGAGACACAAACUCCCGUUUGACCGUGUACACGACCUAUCUCGUUCUCAAUCUGCAUGUCGCCGCAAGUGCCUCCACGCCAAAUGAGCCUGCUUCUACCAUAUCAGGAGGUCAAUUGCCAUCGGGAAAUGAGCUAGCCGGCUCAAUUCUGGGAACCGCGCUUGAUGACUUUAUCUAUAGUCCGGCUCAGCUUGCCACGGACAGAAGCAAUCUGAACCAAUCAUGGUAUAAGGUCGACGAGGGCUAUAUGCCCAUCACGGAGUAUUUUACCGUUCAUGAAAAUGAAGCGGGUGAACAGAGCACUCCGGAUGGCUGGCCAUCAUCAAAGUACAUUCAGCUCGCCAAACGCGAUCGAGUACUCAUUGGAUACGGCUCCAUCGAUUCCCAGCUGUUGAAUUACAAUCUGUCCACCGAAGGAAAUUCGGUCUUUCCUCCUGGAUACCUGACUUCUGAUGUGACGGUCUCCGCAACCAACGGCACUCUGACUUCAGGCUGUCUAUAUGAACCUGGGUUCACAAGCGUGUCUCAAACCAACUCAUCAUGGGCUAUAUCCAGUGGCCUCCCUGUCCUUGAUGGCCUUUCCACGGAUGAGACGAUGGCUUCGCUAUCGAAUGUUCUCUCCGGAAUUACAGCUUGUGGUCUCUCGCCAAUGCUGAACACUACUCUCUUCGACCAGACUGCAGACCAGCAAGUUGAACAUUACCGUAACUUCUCACUUUCCUCUUCCUGGGCUUGGGUACUUGGUGAGCCACACGAUGCGAACUAUGGCGGCGGCGACGGUGAUCCCAAGUAUGACCGCUGUGCAAUCAUGGAUCUAACACUCAAUGGCCACUGGCGGUCCACGAAUUGCACUGAGAAGCGUCGUGGCGCCUGCCGAAUCGGUAAUUCGCCUUUCUCCUGGGUUCUAUCAGACACGAUCGAAUCUUUCUCUAAAGUGUCGGACAGUUGUCCACCAGGAUCAAGUUUCGCUGUACCGCGUACCGGUCUCGAAAACACGUAUCUCUACAGGCAUCUUCUCUCUCUACCAGAAACAACAGUCGACUUGAGUUCCGCAGAUCCCGCCUUUCGAGAGGUCUUCUUAGAUUUCAACUCCAUAGAUGUUACUUCCUGCUGGGUCUCCAAUGGCUAUGAGGCUAGGUGUCCCUAUGCCUCUGAUCCGCAGCAACUCGAGCGCAAAACUGUACUUGUCGCUGCAAUUGCAGGUAUCAUCAUUCUUAUUAUCACAGCCUUGACUUUCUUUGUCAAGUGCAACGCCAACCGCCGGAAUUCCCGGCGCAGGAAGCGCGUCAUCGAAGGAUGGGAAUAUGAAGGUGUUCCCUCAUGA